Molecule: messenger RNA, 558 nt
Organism: Linum tenue
Lineage: Eukaryota; Viridiplantae; Streptophyta; Magnoliopsida; Malpighiales; Linaceae
Source: the annotation of a GenBank genome assembly
UCAAGCGGCAUCGGAGCCGCCGCCGCCCGUAUCUUCUCCAGACACGGCGCCAAGGUCCUCGUCGCCGACAUCAACCCGGCCGAAUCCGGCGACGCGAUUUCCUACAUCAGUUGCGACGUCACGAGCGAGUUCGACGUCCGAAACACCAUCGACGCGGCGGUGUCCGAGCACGGCAGGCUGGACAUCAUGUUCAGCAACGCCGGCAUCAUGGAGCACCAAGCCCCGGCGAUCUCGUCCUUCAACCGCGCCACGUACGACGGCGUUUUCGGGGUGAACGUGUACGGCGCGUUCCUGGCGGCGAAACACGCGGCGAGAGUGAUGGUCCCGGAGAUGAAAGGGUCGAUCGUUUUCACGGCGAGUAGCGUCACGCGCAGCCCAAUUUCCACCCCUACGCACGCUUACACUGCGUCGAAGCAUGCGGUGGUGGGCCUGACGAAGAACCUGGGCGUGGAGUUGUGCCUGCACGGGGUUCGGGUGAAUUGCGUCUCGCCGUUUGGGGUGGCGACUCCGCUGACGAUUGGCGAGUUCGGGCUGGACGGCGACGGUUACCUGGAGUAA